AUGGAUAUCCUUGCUACUCUGGAUGAAAUGAAAUCGAUGAAAUCGAGACACGCGACCGUGAGCGUUGACGCAAUGCUGGAAGCUCUGCAGCGUUCGAACGAGCACAAGGAACGAGAGUUGGAGGAAGAAGACGAAGCUCUGAUAAAAUCGGUGUUUAAGGGGCGAAGAGCAGCCGUUGUCUUAAAAAGGGUUGAUGAUGAUUAUGAUGAGGAUUCGGAAUUGGAUUUGCAUUCAUUAUCCGGUUCUUCAAAGAGGAUUAAAAUUUUCGAUUCUAAAACUGAUUCUCGGAUAAAAGAAAGCGUUGAUGACAGCUCCGACAAUCGAGAUAAUGGUGGCGUUCACACGGCUUCUGGUGAUAAUGGUAAAUUUGUUUUCAAGUCUCGAACGGUUCGAGUUUCUGUGAUGAAGAAAUCAGGUGCUGCUGAUUCUGAUGGGAACAAGGGGAAUGAAAAACGGGGUGCAGAACGAACCGUCUCUGGUUUACUUUCGUUAUGCCAGCAGUAUGGAAGUGAUGAAGCCGACGACCUUUGA
Erythranthe guttata (spotted monkey flower) is the source of this 531-nucleotide messenger RNA. RefSeq lists its product as uncharacterized. Lineage: Eukaryota; Viridiplantae; Streptophyta; Magnoliopsida; Lamiales; Phrymaceae. The record is from RefSeq and is a predicted model, not a curated record. Gene Ontology annotation, biological process: mRNA splicing, via spliceosome.